CGAGGUGAUGGAGACUGAGAGUUGUCUGUCUUUCUCCUCGGCUCCAAACAGGAUCACGCCGGAGAAUUCACCGGGCUUGGAGCAUGAUUCCGGCGCUUUCUUUCAGUGUGACGACCUCCAAAAGUCUCCGCAUCUUACUCUAGCGCAUCGACAUGAGUUUUUUAUGGGACGCUACACUGACGGCGGCUCCGCGGACUUUACGCACGGCGUCAGCGCUUCAACUCCCCGCGCCUCGCCUGGAAAUCAUACAAAGUAUUUGGAGAAUAUGAACCAGGACCAAAAACCUUCUUCGAUCACUGAGAAGAACUCGUCAUUUUAUGAGACUAAUUCUAAUGGAGAUAAGCCCGUACCCAAGGCCCUUGGAUAUCCCGCUCUAGACUCAGAGUGUUGUGGAAAACUGAAAGAGCCGUCCAACGGGCUGACUGGAGACUCCAUCACUGACUCCAUCGACCUUUCAAUCAAGAACAAGAAACGGCGAAACCGGACAACUUUCAGCACCUUUCAGCUGGAGGAGCUGGAGAAGGUCUUUCAGAAGACACAUUACCCAGAUGUGUAUGCACGGGAACAGCUGGCACUGAGGACGGAGCUGACGGAGGCAAGAGUGCAGGUGUGGUUCCAAAACAGACGGGCCAAAUGGAGGAAAAGAGAGCGUUACGGGAAGAUGCAAGAGGUGCGAAACCAUUUUGCUGCUACAUACGAUAUCUCCCUUCUCCCUCGCUCCGACUCAUACCAGAUGCAAAAUAACCUAUGGCCAAGCAGCGCGGGGACGGGAGGUGCAGGUGGAGCAGCCAGUGGUUGUGUUUUGGGACUGGAAAACAUGGCAUCAUCCUGUAUGACCCCUUAUCCCCAUCCUCACGGGAACCUACCAGGGCUCAUGGGUAUGUCUGCAUCUGCAGGCCAUCAUCAUCAUCACCCACCUCACCACCCUAGCAUUAAUGGGAUAUACUCACUCCAUGGCUUCCCAGGAAGCCUGGGGGCCCAUUCCUUUGAGCCCGGACCAGAGUCUGAAUACAAGCCCUCAGGCCUGGUGGCCCUGCGCAUGAAAACCAAAGACCCGGGGAGCCUGUUAUCCUGGCCGACAUGACCAUGCAGCUGCAACUGCGAUUGUCUUGACAUCACUGAGCCAACAAGUUAGCAUGCCUGCACAUACCGGCAUGUUAGUGUUACUCGUAAACCAACAACUGAAAGACACUUUCUUAAUGCUCAAUGUACAUAUCUCUUUUUUUGAAGGCUCCCAGAUGUUUUCACUGCAAAGAAACAUUUUAUGCCGGGACUUUUUUGUGUUGAUCUGUUUCCCUAAGGAAGCAUCUCAUUUGUUUGUGUUUUUGUUGAAAUUCUAUGAGCCAUGGGCUUUGCACACAACUUGCCUUAAUGUAAAAUUAUUCCAGGGAUACUUAAAUUGUAAAAAUUAUGUAAUUUUGUGCAACAGGAUGUGCAACAUGUUUAUUUAAGUAUGUUAAUGUUAAUCUCAUAGUAUCAGUGUAUGCAGUGGUUUAGCCCCAUAUAUGUAG
Sinocyclocheilus grahami is the source of this 1511-nucleotide messenger RNA. RefSeq names its product homeobox protein aristaless-like 3. The coding region runs from base 8 to 1084 and encodes 358 amino acids. Gene Ontology annotation, biological process: regulation of transcription by RNA polymerase II. Gene Ontology annotation, molecular function: DNA-binding transcription factor activity, RNA polymerase II-specific; RNA polymerase II transcription regulatory region sequence-specific DNA binding. The transcript is spliced from 4 exons. The record is from RefSeq and is a predicted model, not a curated record. Lineage: Eukaryota; Metazoa; Chordata; Actinopteri; Cypriniformes; Cyprinidae.